Molecule: messenger RNA, 432 nt
Organism: Phaeoacremonium minimum UCRPA7
Lineage: Eukaryota; Fungi; Ascomycota; Sordariomycetes; Togniniales; Togniniaceae
Product: putative carboxypeptidase s1 protein
Exons: 3
Coding region: 1-432 (143 amino acids)
Biological process (GO): proteolysis
Molecular function (GO): serine-type carboxypeptidase activity
Source: RefSeq, a predicted model, not a curated record
AUGGAGGCCAUUACGGACCAAUACCCAGAAUUCGCAACGAACAACACAUAUGGCAUACAAGCAGUCAACGAUGACAGUACAUUGAUGUACGGAGAUGCAGACUAUAUCGGCAACUGGUUUGGUGGCGAGGCUGUGUCAAACGCGGUCAAUUACACGCAAUCAGCCUUCUUUCGAGAGAGCGGUUAUAAGCCGCUGAGCAUUGGUGGUUUUGAGACUGGUAAGGUCAAGGAGUACGACAACUUCAGCUUUGUUGUUGUGUACGAAGCUGGCCACUUCGUCCCUGCGGAGAAGCCAGAUGUCGCACUUGAGAUAUUCCGAAGAGCUAUGGAGGGACUUGAUAUUGCAGAAGGGCAGACGAAAGUGACGGACCAGACAGCGAUACCUUUCCCCGCAGAUACACCACUGCCGACAACGAUCUCAUUCCCGACUUAG